Molecule: messenger RNA, 406 nt
Organism: Rodentolepis nana
Lineage: Eukaryota; Metazoa; Platyhelminthes; Cestoda; Cyclophyllidea; Hymenolepididae
Source: the annotation of a GenBank genome assembly
CGACUGGCGAACAAAGAGAAUUCAAGACCUCAAGGUGCAACGAACUCAAAGCUCAAACAAGGGAGAAAUAGUGGACAGUGGCACUCUCCGAAAUAGCCGACUGGCUAAGAAUCGAACACUCUCCGACAUAGCCGACUGGAAGAGAAUUCAAGACCUCAAGGUGCAACGAACUCAAAGCUCGAACAAGGGACACAGAAUCGAAGCCGUUGCCGACUGGCCAAGAAUCGAAGCCGUUGCUGAGUUUAGAGUGGCACUCUACCACAUAGCCGAAUGGCCAAGAAUCGAAGCCGUUGCUGAGUUUAGACUUUGGCCAAGAAUCGAAGCCGUUGCUGAGUUUAGACUACGUACCGGACAGAUUGCAUCAAAACACCUUCACAGAUUGGGAGUCUACACUCAACCCACAUAA